This is a messenger RNA of Mangifera indica (mango), 492 nucleotides long. RefSeq lists its product as uncharacterized. NCBI's taxonomy places the organism in Eukaryota, Viridiplantae, Streptophyta, Magnoliopsida, Sapindales, Anacardiaceae. The record is from RefSeq and is a predicted model, not a curated record. The coding region runs from base 1 to 492 and encodes 163 amino acids. The transcript has a single exon.
AUGGAUGGAGUUACUAGAGCGGUGGAAGAAGGACAACUAACCAUUGGUGGACAACCUUUCCUUAUUAGGAAAUGGAUUACAAACCUCCCCAUGAUGAUCAAUGAUGUAAAAAAGGUGGCUAUUUGGGUUAGAUUGUUUGGCAUUCCUUUUGAGUAUUGGUCUCCAAAAGGCCUUAGCUACAUAGCAAGUGCCAUUGGAACUCCUCUUUAUGCGGAUUCUAUCACUGAAGGAGGGACAAGACUGGAUUUUGCAAGGAUAUGUAUUGAGAUCAAAGUGGAUGCGGAAUGCCUGGAGUCUAUAAGUUUAACUCUAUCGAAUGGUGAAAGCAUGGUGAUCAAUGUAAAGUAUAGUUGGAAACCUUUAAAAUGCAAUGCUUGCCAAUGCUUUGGACACUCCACAGCCAGCUGCUCGUUAGCUUCGAAGCUUGUAAGCAGCUCAUCUUCUCAGAAAAUUCUGAAGGAUGGGGCUGGAAUGAUAGUAUCUAAGAAAUAA